AGAUAACAUAUAACUGAGAACUAAUAAACACCCAUAUUAAUCUACAUUUACGCAUCUCAUUUUAGUUUGAACCAUGUGUUUUAUAAGUAAAAUAAGCUGAACAUAACAUUUUAUUUAUUUUUCAUGCCAAACGCGUCUUUUUUAAAUGAUGGGAUUAUUGAUAUUAACUUUUUUGGACUUUAUACGACUUUGGACUUUAUUUUUUGGACUUUGUCCACUUGAUAUAAAAGCAUACACCCCCCUUUCUCUCUCUCUCUUUCUGAUUCCACUUUUGAUUUCAGCAGAUGAACAGGAUAUGGCGUCCAGCAGUGAUCUACCACAACCUCGGUGGAGGCACAGUAUUAAUUACGACCCUCCAUUUAUGCGGAUUCUGCUGCUGGGGAAGGAUUGCAAGGCAAACAGAAGAGUGGGAAACUUCAUCUUGGGAAGAGAUGCGUUCAAUACUGAAAUUCCUCCUCACUGCAGUCAGGGAGCAACAGAAAACGUGGAAGGAAGAGGCAUCACACUCAUCAUCACCCCUGACCUGUUCGAUCCUGAACUCACUAAUGAUGAACUGAAUGAUCGAGUGUCAGAGUGCAUGACUCUGUGUGCUCCUGGACCUCAUGUUAUAGUUCUGGUCCUUCAGCGAGACGACUUCACUGAAGCAGACAGAAAACAGCUGAAUUUCAUCUUCCGUUCUUUAUCUGAGGAAGCCCGUAAACACACCAUAGUUCUGACACAGCGCAGCAGCAGUGUGGAUCCAUUUAAAGAGACUGUCUCUAAUGAGAUCACUGCAGAAUUCAGUAAAUGGCAUUUUGAUUUUAUAAGUGGAUGCAGUCAGACUGCUGUUGUGGAGCUGAUGGAGAAGAGGAUAGAAGAGAAUGGAGGAGGUCACUAUAUGUGGGAGGAAUUUGUGAUGGCUCCACUUGCAACAGAAGAGCAACAGCAUCAACAAUCAUCAGCACAGAGUAUGGCUGAACAAGCAGUGCAGAAAAUGACAGGCAAGUGACAAAAAUGCUGUUAAAAUCAGGCAAUAAC
Messenger RNA from Astyanax mexicanus (Mexican tetra), 1017 nucleotides. Its product is annotated as GTPase IMAP family member 4. The record is from RefSeq and is a predicted model, not a curated record. NCBI's taxonomy places the organism in Eukaryota, Metazoa, Chordata, Actinopteri, Characiformes, Acestrorhamphidae. The transcript has 3 exons. Bases 146 to 988 code for a protein of 280 amino acids. Gene Ontology annotation, molecular function: GTP binding.